Molecule: messenger RNA, 1539 nt
Organism: Echinostoma caproni
Lineage: Eukaryota; Metazoa; Platyhelminthes; Trematoda; Plagiorchiida; Echinostomatidae
Source: the annotation of a GenBank genome assembly
UGCUUAGCCACCGGAUCUGGUGAUCAGACAGUUCGGUUUUGGGAUUUGGCUACCGAGUUGCCCGCUACCACCGGUACUGAUGCGCAUCACGCUCCUGUACUCUGUUUGGCCUGGUCCCCAGAUGGUUUGCGUCUCGCAUCUGGUUGUCAAGGUGGUGUGGUCUGUUUGUGGCAGGAAUCCGACUCCGUCGGCGGUCUGUGGUCACUGUGCACGGGAAAACCACUCAUUCGACCGACUUUAGUGAAAACUCCAACCGCUUCACGGGGACGCUGGAUUCGCUCUCUCGUCUGGCGUCCUUUUCAUUUGGAUCCCGAUUGCCGAAAAUUGGUUGUGGCCUAUCAAGACACAUCGAUGGUUAUUUGGGACAGCUGGACUGGUCAACCAUUACUCACUCUGANUGGACACGAGAAACCGGUGGUUUGCGUUCGUUGGGGCGGCAGUGAUUUGCUGUACUCUGCCAGUCAAGAUCGUACGAUUCGUGUGUGGCGAACGGACGAUGGUAUCCUGUGUCGUACUCUGAGCAUGCACGGACAUUGGGUGAACUGUUUGGCCCUGAGCACAGACUAUGUGCUUCGCACCGGUCCGUUUGAUCCGGCCGAGGCGCAACUGAUCAAAUCCUCACCUCCACGAAAGUCUGACAAGAAUAAACGUCAGUUUCUUUCUGAUGUUUUUUUUCACUUGACCGUUUCACGUGUGUUACCGUAUCAGAUCCGAGACAUGUUGUCCCUGGGUACUAACUUGGACAUUCGCACUCAAGGGAAUCCUGGUACACCAAGUGCGGAAGUUCUCAAUCGAAUUUGUAUUUGUGCUGCAGGUGAGCAGUUACAAAAGCAUGCUGAAGAACUUUAUGCAAAAGUUCGGCACCAUCGUCCCCGGAUCUCCAGUCACUCUUUCAUUGACCUUUGGUCUCCGUCCAUGAUCCUAUAUUCACUUCACCGCUUAUUGUUUCAUCCACUCUUCUUGUCACAGGGUUCUGGCCCGGAGCGUCUGGUUGCCGGCUCAGAUGAUAACACACUGUCGCUCUGGCAACCGGAAUUGGACAAAAAACCCCUCGCACCUCGUAUGGUCGGUCACCAAGGUGUGGUAAAUGAUGUGAAAUUCUCACGCGAUGCACGAAUGAUAGCCAGUGCAAGUUUUGAUCAUUCGGUUAAAAUUUGGGACGGACACACUGGACAAUUUUUGGCCACUCUGUUUGGUCACGUGCAAGAAGUUUAUCUAGUAGCUUGGUCUAGUGACAGUCGCCUCCUGGUAUCCUGCUCAAAGGACUCCACUCUUAAACUGUGGUCAUUGGCCGAAGUGCGUCGUUGGAACCAGGAAGCUGCUACUGUUCCCAAGUCAGAACGCAAACGUCAAUUGUUUGCCGCGGAUGUGGCCGGGAAAAAGACCGCUGGGUCGAACAAAAAUGCUGCCGCGCAUCAAAAGCGACGCCAUCUGUUAUAUGACUUACCUGGACACGCGGAUGCUGUUUAUGCCCUAGAUUGGAGUCCAGAUGGCCAGCGGGUGGUUUCUGGUGGAAAAGAUAGAAUAUUAAAAAUGUGA